Messenger RNA from Microdochium trichocladiopsis, 2337 nucleotides. RefSeq lists its product as uncharacterized. The coding region runs from base 1 to 2337 and encodes 778 amino acids. NCBI's taxonomy places the organism in Eukaryota, Fungi, Ascomycota, Sordariomycetes, Xylariales, Microdochiaceae. Gene Ontology annotation, molecular function: DNA-binding transcription factor activity, RNA polymerase II-specific; zinc ion binding. Gene Ontology annotation, biological process: regulation of transcription by RNA polymerase II. The transcript has a single exon. The record is from RefSeq and is a predicted model, not a curated record.
AUGGCCAGCCCAACCGUGAUCCAGUUCCGGGUGGACCAGGGCCAGCCGCCACCAGCAGCAGGCCUGAGCGGCCGAGCAUAUCACUCGAAGUCCCGCGCUGGCUGUUUCCCCUGCAAGAAGCGCCACGUUCGCUGCGACGAGGCCAAACCCGCGUGCUCCUCGUGCCGACGACUUCUGCUACAAUGCGAGUAUCCCACACCGCGCCCGGCCAGGAAGGCCGCCCCAGUCAAACAGCAGGCAAUGCAGGGCGUCCUUCGACUGGCCAAGCACGGCAAGGAAGAGACGACCCCCCCGUGCCACGAGCCGCUCCGCGCAAAGCAGCCACCGGCAGCCUUCCGAACCACGGCACGGAGCCAAGCCCGGAUGACCAGGCACCUCUGGACGGUGGAGGACACGGCACGGGCGAUUGUGCAUGCCGCAUUCCAGAACUUUGACCCGGCCCGCCUCACCCGUGGCGACAUGCUCGCCCUCAUGCUGCCGCGCGAGAGCCUGCACAAGGAAUACUACCGUUACGUAUGCCUCGCGAUCCGGGACCUGAGCAUGUCGCCCAACAAGGAGCUGCGGGCCAAGGGCCUCCGCACCAUGUGCCAGUCCGAGCACCUCGGCAGCGCAAAUUCGGGGAGAGGCACCAAGGAGAAUGACCGCCAUCUCGUCUCGGCUGUGCGGAACUACGCGCACGCCCUCGCGACCUUCCGCGACGCCCUGCCCAGUAUGUCGCCGCCCGACAUUGCCUAUGCUACCGUCUGCUUCGGCGGGCUCGAGCUCCUGCAGGGCAACAUCGCGUCGCGCAACGUCAUCCUGGUCGCGGGCGCUGCCAUGCUCCGCGCGCACGUCGUGGCCCCUCGGGAGGUACGCUCUGAUGGCGCGCUCCGUUACGGCGUGCACCCGCGGUACGCCGACUGGCGCUGUCUCUGCGACGCCGAGGCCCUCAUAGUGCGCUUCGCCUCGGCUGGAGUACUGGCAGGUCACACGGUGCCGGUCGUGGCCGCCAGCAGCAGCAACGGCGGGAAGAAGAAAUCCUUGCUGCCGACGUUCCACCUGCCCGGCACGCUCCCGGCGCCCCCUGAGCUGCGCGGCGGCGGCUUUACGGGUCCGCUCGACCUCGAGGCGCUGCGCUGCCGGUGGAACGCCUUCCACGGCACGUUCGAGUCGUGGCUGCUCAGCCGGUACUGGGCCAUCGCCGCCGGCCAGACCCUCGACGCCAGGCAGCACCUCGCCGAUGAGGCCCGGCUGUGGAAGCACAUGGGUGUUUGGCAGCGCAGGCUUCGGCAUAUCAUACGGGCUAUCCAGAAGGAGGAGGGCAAGGGACAACGAAAAACAUGCGAGACUAAUCUGGCAACUAUGAGGAUGCUGAGCGCGUACCUGCACUGCUACCAGAUCGCCAUGGCCGCCACCGUCUGGGACGGCCCCGGGGCCAGCGCGGCAUCAUCAGGAGCAGCAGCAGGCCCGGGGCGGCCAGAGUCGGCCGGGGAGGUCCCCGUGGACGUCGACGCCGCGAGCCUGGCGGACCUAACUCGUCUGGAGACGAGGACCGUGGACGGCUUUGGCGCCAACUGCUGCGGCGACCUGUUUCUCGACUGCGCGAUCCUUCCCCUCAUCGCGAGGCAGGCGACGCGCAAGGUCUGGGGCCGGGCAGCGACAGCAUCAGCUGGCAACAUGGACGGCACUGCCUCUUUCACCGCGACGGCGACGGCGACGGCGACGACGACGACUGAGGAGCGCCAGAGGCUUCUCGCUGAGCGGCAGCUCGCGCUGCUCGACUUGCAGACCCAGGUCGUGAAGAGGGCAAUUGACGAGCAAGCGGAGCAGGUCGCAAAAGCGUACGCGGGACAGCAGCACCCGGCCUGGACGACUGCGGCCAGGAGAGACGCAGAAGCGGGAUGCGUGGCUGCCUCGUCCUCUUCCUCGUCCGGGACCCCAGAUGCAUCACGAUGGCGGCCAGCACCAGACAGGAACAGUAAUGUGCCUCCACGGGAAGAGAAGCAUGAAGACAGCACCAGCAGCACCAGCAGAAGUGAAGAUUGUGGUGAUGGUGUUGUGCCACCACUGUUCGCGGCAGCCGAAAGGGGCCCACGCUCAUGGCCUAUCUCCUCGUCGCCAACAUCCCCGGGGCUACAGAAACAGAGCAGCCAGAAGCAAGAGACACGGCCGUCGCCACCAGAGCCGAUCCACCACCAACACCAGCCGCGGACCACCCCGUCCUCGCAUCACGGGCCCUUCCAAGUCGUAAUCUUCAUCACCCGCAGGGAGACCAUCCUCGCGUGCAUGCCCAUACACGUCGCCACUGCCAGGGCGGGGCUACGGGAUGGCGUCUUCUACACGCAGGUCGUCGCAUGA